CUUGUGGUGGGGGUGUCGCUUCACUCCCUGCCGGUGAUGCAGACCUCCCAGACAGCAGAAGACGCUCUCCCAGAAGCUGAUGGUUGUUCCUUCCUCUGAAGCUCAGCAGGCUGAAGUUCAAACCUGAAGAGAAAAGGUAGCUUGUGGCUGCGUGGGGCAGUGGGUGGGGCAAAUAAACAAGUGGAGACGAUGACCCACCCCUGAUGUCAUGGCAAGAAAACUUCGCUUUGAAAAGUCUCUCUUUGCUCUUUUAUUUGUGAAGAAUUUCUGACACAAACAAUUAAAAACUGCAUUUGUCAAAAUCAUUCAUUAUCAGUCAUCAGAUCGUUCAUGACGGUAAAGUUUAGAGAAAGACGUGAGUGGAGAUGAAACAAAGAGCUUAAAACACAAGCACAAAUGUCAAUAGUUCAUAAUUGUGUGUGUGUGUGUGUGGGGGGGGGACUCAACCAAGCCAGAGAUGUUCAGAGAAUACUGCUCUGAGGGAGGAGGAGAAAACCAUACGACCUGGGCUGAUGCUGGGAGGGCUGCGGAAUCAGAAACGGUUCAAAGGAACUGACAAAAAACAUGAAAAAUAAAAAGAAAGAAAAGGAGAUUUGGAAUUUAACCUCAAUCAAACUUUUUUUUCCCUUUUAUCCUCCCAAUUUGUCUGUUGUCUUGUUGCUGAGCUGUAGGAUCUGUCAAUCCUCAUGUGUGAACGGUUUCCUCCCGCAGCAGUCAGGGCUCCUGAACACCCCAUUAGGAGAAGAUGCUCUCUAUUCAUGCACACCAGAUCAGUCACAUGUUUCAACUGUUUAUAGUAUAUUAUUAUUUGUUUAUUUACACAUCCCAGUCAAUCACAUAUGACAGCUCUGAUAGUAAAUAACUACAGAUGUUCCGUUAUUAAAUCAAAUCCAGUAACAUCAGCUGCUGGUUGACUGUAGUUGUUCAGUCAUUCAGACAGAACCAACAAAAACCAUCAGUUCAGUCUUCAUGUCUCAAAACAGAAGAGUAUUCGGACUGACCUUUGAGAAGUGGAAAAUCUUUGUGGACUUGGAGGAACCUGCAUCAAACUGAAAACAGUUUUGUUCUAACUUCUUUAUUAUAUGAACUUCAUUACAUAACAGCACAUAAACAGGAUCAGCCUUGUGGAAAAAGAAACAUGCAAAGUAAUGCAUUUUAAAGUAGUAAUGAACAAAUUAAACCUUUAAGCAGAAUUAUUUCAAAAUAAGAGCCAACACAGUUGAAGUGAAAGGUGUGACGGGUGUGACGGGUGUGUCUCCUGCAGCUCGUGACUGUAUUUUACCCUUGAGGGUCACAUGACCCGUCAGGACCAGGACUAUACCGACUCUGCUUGAGGCAACGAGAAUUGUGAAAGCUUCAUCAUGUUUAUGUUGCAUUCAAGUGCCUUUGGAAAUAUGAGUGUUGAAAUGAUAACGUCCACACAUGAGCGCCUAUUAAGACUUCAUGUGUUUUUCUUUAAAAACAAGAAUUGAGAGGAAAACGCCUCGUUUCAUUCUGGGUCACUCCAGCACAAAGAAAGCAGGUGGUUUUUAUUCUGGGGUCAUAUGACCGAGCUCUGGGGGUGUCCAUGAAUGCAACAGCGCCGGCGCAUCCUCGCGGUGAGGCGUUCACAGGUCGGACAAACUUGAGUGGGUCUGCCCUGCUCACGAGCUCACAGCCUGUGGUCCUGCUGCUCUGUUACAAGUCAUUCCAGACCGGGAAGAUGUCGCUGGUUUCUCUGAGACGAAACCUUCUGGCUUUCAGAAACUCUGGGACGAUGAUGGUGCGGUUUGCUCAGACCGCCGCCGCUCCGGCUCCAGAGCCCAGGAUGAAGACGUUCCAGGUGUACCGCUGGGACCCGGACCAGCCUGGUGACAAACCGCGAAUGCAGACGUAUGAAGUUGACCUCAACACCUGUGGCCCCAUGGUCCUGGACGCUCUUAUAAAGAUCAAGAAUGAGAUUGACCCCACACUCACAUUCAGGCGUUCUUGUCGAGAAGGUAUUUGUGGUUCGUGUGCGAUGAACAUCAAUGGAGAAAACACACUGGCCUGUCUGAACAGGAUCAACAGCAACAGCAGCAAACCAACAAAAAUCUACCCGCUGCCACACAUGUACGUCGUCAAGGAUCUGGUGCCAGACAUGAGCAACUUCUAUGCGCAGUACAAAUCGAUAGAGCCGUACCUGAAGAAGAAGGAUGAGAGUCAGGAGGGGAAGACGCAGUAUUUUCAGUCCGUGGAGGACAGACAGAAACUGGAUGGCCUGUAUGAGUGCAUCCUCUGUGCUUGCUGCAGCACCAGCUGUCCCAGCUACUGGUGGAAUGGAGACAAAUACCUGGGACCUGCUGUCCUCAUGCAGGCUUAUCGCUGGAUGAUUGACUCUCGGGAUGAGUUCACCGAGGAACGAUUGUCGAAGCUCCAGGACCCCUUUUCUCUUUACCGCUGCCACACAAUCAUGAACUGCACCAAGACUUGCCCCAAGGGUCUCAACCCAGGAAAGGCCAUUGCAGAGAUCAAAAAAAUGAUGGCUACUUACAGAGAAAAAACAGCCACCUCGCCAUGAGUUACUGAACGCAGACGGCUCACCUGUUCAGAGCUGAACUCUGCCACGCUGCUUCAUGUAUAUAAAAUAACUGGACAGAGCAAACCCCCCUACUUCCGUGUUCCAUAUAGGAAGUACCACUGGGUUACAAAAAGGCCAAAGUCCCAU
Molecule: messenger RNA, 2686 nt
Organism: Oryzias melastigma (Indian medaka)
Lineage: Eukaryota; Metazoa; Chordata; Actinopteri; Beloniformes; Adrianichthyidae
Product: succinate dehydrogenase [ubiquinone] iron-sulfur subunit, mitochondrial
Exons: 9
Coding region: 1568-2539 (323 amino acids)
Biological process (GO): tricarboxylic acid cycle; respiratory electron transport chain; aerobic respiration
Cellular component (GO): mitochondrial membrane
Molecular function (GO): electron transfer activity; 2 iron, 2 sulfur cluster binding
Source: RefSeq, a predicted model, not a curated record